AUGGAUCACCAGGGGGAGAGUCCCACGGGGGGCGAAGCCGCUGCUUCCCCGGACAAGGAUAAAUGUAAAGAGAAACACACGAAUGAUGAGCUCGUUAAGCAGGACUCGAAUCAGCCCAGUAGGAGGAUUGCUAGGAAGACCAAACGGAACGCGACCAUUUCGGCGUACUCUCCGGCGCACAUAUCGGAGCCGGUGUACCAGUGGGAGGUUUCCAGCAACGACCGCGUCUUCUACGACAAAAUGAACGACCUGAUCAUACACCAAAACGUCGCCGCGAAAGCUCUCCUCGUAACGGACAUAAAGAAAAUGAAGGAGAACUACCAAGCUGUAUACGUCAAAUUCGACUCUGAAAUGUGUGAACACAUAACCUUCGCUCCAAACACUACCUUCUUUCUCUACCACUCGACGAACCCUAACAAGAUCCAGAUUUCUGAUAUUCUGAAUAACCAUAAUAUAUAUUUGAGUGUGUGCAUAAACAAGCUGAGUGAGUGUAGAAUUUUGGCUACCUUUUGGCUACCCGGGCGCGGGCUGGUGGCGGGAGAAUCCGGCACGGGCGCGUCCUCUUCCGCGUCUGCCGUGACUGCCGCGUCUGCCGCGUCUGCCCUGUCUGCGGGCUCCACCGCGCCCGACGCUUCGGCCGACUUCGCCGUAGUGACCGACCACGGAGUUGAGAUUUUCCACCUGUCCUUCGACAACUUAACGAUUACGCCACUGAAGAAACACGUAAUAAAGAGUGAGCAGUGCUGGUACGACGAAAGCAGCUCCUACAUCGCCCUCCUCUCCAGCACACACAAAACACACGCCAUCUUCCCCUACCUACUAAACAACAGCAAUGCGAUCAAGUUGCAAAAGGUGGAACUGAAUAUCCCCAAGACAGACCCAAUCAACAAAAACGACAUAGAAAUUAUUACCCUUUAUGAUGAAACAUACUGUAUACAUAAGGAUUACCAAAAUGGGAGAAUCUCCUUCCGAUGCUUAUCAUCCUCUUUAUGCUUCGACUAUGUACUCGAUCUGUUUUGCAACGGCAUGUUGGAGACCUUUUCGUUGGAUAAUAUUUUUGGUGUCUUUAAUUAUACUAAUGAGAAGGUAUACCUAUUUGAUAUAAAAUAUCAGAAGAGAAAAAAAAGCAGCUUCAUCAGUUCCUUGUCCGAGCAUAUAAGCAGUAGCCACACCGUUAAUAUUGAGUACCUGACGUCUCCGAAGCACUUUAGGACGGAGCUUGUGCUAAGCCAUAUUUCUUUUCAUCCCUUUAAUGUGUUGAUUGACAACCAGUACGGAAAUGUGUACAAGAUCCGCGUGGACUACGACCUGUUCAUGCUGCAGAUUUGCCAGCACUUCGCCAACUUGAACACCUCCGUGGACGUGCUCCUGCGCAGACCCAACUGCAAAAAAAGAAUCACGGAAAUGUUUUUCCUAUCACUAGAAAACGACAUUCAGAUAGACGACUACCUCACCAUCGUAAAUAUAAUUAAUGUAAAUUACCGAAAGCUGAUAGAACAGUCUGCAAAGAAAAGAAGUACCUCCUCUGUGAGGAGAGCUAACCAUAAAAUUAUUCAACCUGUAGAUGAUAUUAUUAAAAAUUUGGGGAACAAGACUCUCAUCACAGAGAGGGAUAUCGUCACGGAUGUGUUUCAUUCCUUUAUGAUUAAAAAAUAUGGACUGGAUAAAAAGGAGACUCUAUUCAACUUUUCCCUUAACUUUCGCCAAAUGGAGAAGGCCAAGCGGGAGAGGAGAAGGGGCACCGGUGGACGGGACGAUCGUGGCGAUAGGUACAUGCUCAAGUACAGAAUAAGGAGGAGCUCCCCCAAGGGGGCAAGCAGUACCCCCGCUGCGUUAGGGGCAAGCAGUACCCCCCCUGUGACAGGGACAAACAGCACCCCCGCUGCGUUAGAGGCAAGCAGUACCCCCCCUGUGACAGGGACAAACAGCACCCCCGCCGCGACAGAGCAAAGCGCCAACCCCGCGGAGGAGUACAAACUAACGCUCAGCUACUCCGAGCUGCACAGCUUGCCCAUGUUCCUCCUCUACGUGCUGGAGUACAUGAAGUCCCUCCUCAUGCUGAAUAUAAUUCCGAACAGGAUUCUCCAAACCUUUCUCUUCGACAUAUGUAUCUUUUACGAGCAGGACAACUGUCUACGUCAGUUGCUGCAAUUUUACGUGAUAGCUGAUUCGAUCGAAGUGACCAAGCGGUUGUUUCACUACUGGAAGUUAACUCAGCACCCAUGGGCGUAUCACCUUUGUCUAGACAUGUCCUUACGACUAGGGGAAUACGAAAUGGUUCUUCAUCUAUUCCUAUCCGCAAAUAGAUACAUAAAAAUUAUCGACUUCAUAAGGAGUCAUAACCUUAUUGAUUAUCCCAUUGCAGUUAUUUUUCAAGCCAUCGAAAAUGACUUCGACUCCCCCGAGAGGUACAUUAUAUUUAAUCACGUCCUUCGUUCGCUCAGCCGAUGGAUUGGCGACUCCGACCGCGACCCCGAGAAGCAUCCCCUUCCGAACUUGCAGAACUGCGAAAAGUGGGUGACGUUAGUCGAAGAGUAG
Messenger RNA from Plasmodium cynomolgi strain B, 2538 nucleotides. RefSeq lists its product as hypothetical. Gene Ontology annotation, biological process: regulation of autophagy. Gene Ontology annotation, cellular component: late endosome membrane; Mon1-Ccz1 complex; lysosomal membrane. The transcript is spliced from 5 exons. NCBI's taxonomy places the organism in Eukaryota, Apicomplexa, Aconoidasida, Haemosporida, Plasmodiidae. Bases 1 to 2538 code for a protein of 845 amino acids. The record is from RefSeq and is a predicted model, not a curated record.